This is a messenger RNA of Dothidotthia symphoricarpi CBS 119687, 1569 nucleotides long. RefSeq names its product Aldo/keto reductase. The record is from RefSeq and is a predicted model, not a curated record. NCBI's taxonomy places the organism in Eukaryota, Fungi, Ascomycota, Dothideomycetes, Pleosporales, Dothidotthiaceae. The coding region runs from base 373 to 1533 and encodes 386 amino acids. The transcript has a single exon.
GUUUUUCUUCUUACCCUUGGUUUAGCCGACAAGGUUCACGCCCGCCUGCAACCUGCUGACACGCUAGUCUGUUAACCCCGGGUCUCCGGCCAAUGUCCGACAAACACCCCGCAGUAGCAGCAUAAACAUAUGGUCCUGACCCACGGUUGAGUAUCCAUUGCAGACCUAUCAGAGAAGUUGCUACACGAAACGAAAGGUUUCAUUUGAUCAACUUGAGGAUGCUUAGCUCCCGGCCACGCCGGCAUACCGGUACGUGACAUCAGUGGCACAGCUAGGCAAAGAGACGUAUAUAUGCGACGACGCGAAGCUGCUACACUGUCACUUCCUGUCAUCAGCUUCCAGUAUACCCAAUACCCUGCAAAAUCAGCCAACAUGUCUCCAUCAUUCAACAAGGACUCUCUUCUCUUUCGCCAUCGUCAACUGGCGCCCAAUGCCUCAGUACGAGUCUCUCCCAUCUGCCUCGGGUCCAUGACCUUUGGCGAAUCGCACGCAGACCGAUACGGCGAGUGCAGCAAAGACGAAGCAUUUGCCAUCCUAGACCACUUCUACAGCGAGGGCGGAAACUUCAUCGACACAGCAAACAUGUACCGCGACGGAGAAUCCGAGCAAUGGCUGGGAGAAUGGAUGUCGAGCCGCAAGAACCGCGACGACAUUGUCCUGGCGACAAAGUACACCAGCGGAUAUAUGAGCCAUAAGCCAGAACACCUCCAGUCAAACUACAUCGGCAACGGGUCCAAGAGCAUGAAGCUCUCGCUUGAGAACUCGCUCAAGAACCUCCAAACUACCUACAUCGACCUCUUCUACGUGCACUGGUGGGACUCGACAACGACUAUCCCAGAGCUCAUGCACAGCCUGAACGACCUCGUCGUCGCGGGCAAGGUCCUGUAUCUCGGCAUCUCCGACACCCCCGCCUGGGUCGUAUCGAUGGCGAACGAGUACGCGCGGAACAACGGCCUGCGCCCCUUCUCCGUGUACCAAGGCAUGUGGAACGCCGGGAUGCGCGACUUCGAGCGCGACAUCAUCCCCAUGGCGCGUCAGCAAGGCAUGGCUCUCUGCCCGUACGGCGUCCUCGGCCAGGGCCGCUUCCAGACCGAAGAGGCCUUCAAGGAGCGCGAGAAGGGCCACUCAGGCCGCAAGCACAUCCCGCUCGGCGACCACGACAGACACGUAUCCAAGAUCCUCGAGGACAUCGCCAAGGCCAAGGGCUGCGAGCUGCUGCAAGUCGCCUUCGCGUAUGUGCAGCAGAAGGUCCCGUAUGUGUUCCCGCUCGUCGGACAGCGCAAGGUGUCGCACCUCAAGGGCAGUAUUGGCGCGCUGUCUGUGUCGCUGACAGAGGAGGAGAUCGAGAAGGUGGAGAGCGCGUAUAAAUUCGAUCAUGGGUUUCCUCAUACUUUCCUUAGCGGGACGCUGUUUGACCCGGAUGCGAAGCCGAAGCAGGUUGAUGGCCCCGGGGAUGUGGCGUUGACUAAGGGCCAGUCUGGCAUGACGUAUGAUUGGCAGGAGGAUGGGAAGGCGAUUCGCCCGCCGCAGUAGAGUGGGUGGUGUAGAUAGUGAAUAAUAUACCGUGUU